Gopherus flavomarginatus (Mexican gopher tortoise) is the source of this 2727-nucleotide messenger RNA. It is a transcript of the gene MAB21L3, whose product is annotated as mab-21 like 3. Bases 682 to 1737 code for a protein of 351 amino acids. The record is from RefSeq and is a predicted model, not a curated record. NCBI's taxonomy places the organism in Eukaryota, Metazoa, Chordata, Testudines, Testudinidae. The transcript has 5 exons.
CAGAUGCUCCAGUGUGGACAUGGUUUAUUCUUCAGAAAAGGGCCUUAUUUUCAUCUCCCUGCCCAGUAUUUACAUUGUUUAUUUCCUGUGCCUGCCAGUGGGAGUUCUUCAGAGAUAGCAGUUAUAACAGGCCCAAGAAUGUGACUUUAUUACAGGUCAGAAUUUCAGAAAAAAACAAUUACAGGUAAGUAAUCACCUCAUAUACCCAACGAAAAGGGAACAUACCCCAUGAUUGUCGUCAGGAAAUAGUACUCUAGUGGCUACAUCUGUCCAGUUGGUGGAUUGCACAGGGAGAGAUUUAAUCAGGUCUCAAGCCUUUCACAUACAGGGUCACUGAUUCAGAUAUUAUUGCCUAUACAAAAGGAGUCCAGGGUCUCAUUUCAGUUCCUAGUGGAGAUAUUCCAGAUUGCAAAACCACCAUCACACAGUUGACACCAUGUUGGUGGCCUCAACACAGUUCCUAUGGAUUGAACAAGCUGUAGAAAUGGGACUCCCUUCCCUGAGUCGGAGUGAUCAAUCUGGGGCACAUGGGACAGCUUGAGGGGUGUUGGUGAGGCAGAGUUGGGCAGCUUAGCUCCCUCUCCAGAGCUGUCAGUGUGGCACUUCCCACCAAUGUAUUAGCUCUGUGGACAAUAGCUGGGCAACCUUUUCUUUAUUAUUAGGCUCGGCGGAAACUCCAAAAUGCUGCAAGAACUAACUGUAUGGCACAUGCUUUCUCUCCAUGUUCUGUAUACUUCUUAUUUUCCUCUCUGCUUCUCUCAGGAUCAGCCAGCUUUACUGGCCAAGUGGUCCGCUCUGCUUCGGGGGAAACGCCCAUUCCACCCAUCUGUCCAGGUCUUAGCACCCAGCCACUUCCUCAUCACAAUCCCACUGCGUGGCCUGACAGGGUACCGGGAGCGCCAGGUACGGCACUGGCGGUAUUACACCGUGCAUGGGGCAAAGCUCCUUUCCCCAGUACGGGACCCAGAGGAGCUGCAGCAGUGGCUGGAGGUGGAGCAGUUCUCAAAGAGCCUACAGCAGUGGCAUGAGACAGAGGUGAACAUCGAAGGUGACCUUGUUCCAGCCAAGGUCCUUGCCAUCUUCAGGGAGUUGAUGGAGAAGUCAAUUACCUCCUGUAACCUCUCCAGUAAAGUCAGUAUUCUGGAGAGUUUCAGCUCGGUGGUUCGAGUUGCUGUGGAGACACCAGACUCCCAGGUAGAGGUGGAGCUGGUCCCUACUGUGGAAAUCCCAACCUGCUGGCCUGAGAAAGCCCAGUGGCCCCGCUGCUUCAAGCGCUGGCCUCCCCAGGAGAAAGUGCAGUGCAUCAAGUCAUUUGGCUUUAAUCUCCUGGCCCGCUCCAAUUACCACUGGCAGCUGGACUUCUCCCGAGCUGAGCGCAUGCUGAUCGAGGGCCUUGACGAGGACGGUGGCUGCCGCAUGAAGUGCUUCCGGGUCAUGAGACAAAUGAAGGAGGAUGUCUGGUGUACAGGAAAUAAGCCAAUCCUGACGACCUAUCACCUACAGAUGGUGCUGUUCUGGACGUGCGAGAAGUACCCACGAGCCAAGGACUGGCGCUGCUUCCGGGAAGGCUUCCUGCGCAUGGUGAAGAAGCUGCACAAGUGCGUGAGCCAGCACUUCCUCAAGCAUUACUUCAUUAGGGGCACCAACCUGCUCAAGUAUGCCAACACCAGUGACCUGGACCUAGUGGCCGGCAAGCUCGCCGUCUUCCUGGAGAACCCCGUGCUCUGCCUGGACUGAGGCAGGGAGAACCUGAUCUCUCAAUCUUGUUUUACACCCUGGUCCCUCUUGUUGCCUGUAGUUGUUCUGCCCUUUCAGUAGAUGCUGUGACUUUGAACCUGAGACGUGUGGCACGUGCAGUAUGGAAGAGACGAGUCAAACUGAAAGCAGUGAGAGGACAAAACUAUCUAGAGGGUUUGCUUGAUGCCCAGUCAUUGCAAUUUGCUUUCUACAGCUUGAGCUGCCUGUCUUGGAGUCAUUGCCAUUCAAAUCCCCAAAACAAGCCAGACCAGAUACUGCCCCACUGUUUGUCACUAGUCCUGUGGCUCAUGGGCCAAAAUGCAGAGUGGUCUAGUGGUAAGAGCCAGGGAAUAGCAACCAGGACACCUUACUCUGCCACCUACUUGCUGUGAGACUUGACUCCUCUAUACUGCCUCCUUGCCCGUCUGUAAAAUGGAAUUAAUACCUACCUACCUGACAGCAUUGUUGUGAGACUGAAUGAAUGUUUGUACAGUGCAUUGAGAGAUGCAGAUUGAAACCUCGGUACAAUCACAAGGUGUUAUUGUUACAGCCAGUCUGUCUCACCUCCCUCCACAAUUAAAUGUGGGUCCCGCCCUCACUGUAAAGAGAGUUUAAUUGGUAAGUGUUGAAUAGUCCAGUUACUGUUUUUUGCCCCUCCCUCAUGGUCUUUUUCUCUCAAGUUUUUCUUGAGGCAGGCUCCCCGGGUUUGCCUUUGCCACCUGUGCUAGUGCCAUGCCGUCAGCCCCCUGGCGGUGUUUGCUGUGACAGAGCUCUCAAGCACACAUGGCUCUGCCCAGCUGUCUGGGGGAUGAACUGAUCUCUCACCUUUUAGCACCUGUAUAUUUUUGGGUGCUGUUAGAGACAGAAGGAGCAUUUUUUCAAAGGUUCCUAGUUGCAGAGGAUUCCAGAGCUUUCUAUAAAUAAUAUAUAAAAAAAAUAAAGUGCUAGUGUUCUGAGAAAAGAAACAAAAAGAGUUCUAAAGUGAAUGUU